AUCCUUUUUAUAUUCGGUCAGAAGCAACAUUCAAUUCAAUCUUAAAAGUUCGUUUUUUAACACACAAUCAAAACCGAAAAACAAAUUUAAAAAACAUCAAACGCACACGUAUAACGAACGAAAAGUGAUCGAUAUUUUUUAAAUACAAUUGUGUUACGCCAAGUAUCGCCCUGUUCAUUUUCAUGGGAAUCAAUAUUUGAACAGUGUUGUGUAUUCGCUUUUUUCAGUUCUCUUUGUUGCAUUUUGGUUAACCGUUUCUCUGGAUAAACAACGGCUUCUUGGUUUAUUCAAUCGAAAAAAAGAGAAGAACAUAACAGUUGACACACAGAGAAGGUGAUUGUUUUGUGCAACUUUUUUAUUUUAUUUAAAUUUCGAAAAGCAGAUAUUUUUUCGGUGAAUCAAUUUUAUAUUUUCCAGAUUGAAUUUGAGAAACUCCAACGAACGUAAAAAUGGGCUAUAAGAAUAUCACUUUAGCUGAGCUGAUGCUGUUGAGUGUGGUAUUGGGUGGAGCGUUUGCAGUGAUUGAAACGCAAGAACAGUUGCCCGCAAAUGAGAAUCAGUUGAGCAAUUUGGGUUCAUUGUCAUCAUCAGUAUCAUCAUCGUUGUCAUCGAAAUUGAGCGAAUCAGCGGUACCUGGUAAAAGUUCCCGCUACAUCAUUCGAUUUGCUCGUACGCCGAGUUCGAUGAUUCGAUUCUCGCGAUCUCCAUCAUCUCAGAUACGUUUCGGCCGAUCGCAGCCAUUCGUUCGUUUUGGCCGUAGCGGUAGUGAUCAGGGUGAUGAUAAUCGGGCCAACAGUCGUUACCCCGAAAAUUUCAUUCGAUUCGCUCGAAGUGGUGUGGAGGAUUACUAUUCGCCCGACGAGAGCAUUCAGGUUGAACCACGUAGUGGCGGAGACAGUGGCUUCAUUCGAUUUGGUCGAAGCCAAAACUUUGCACCAUCACCGUCCAAAGCGGAGGCCCUCAGAGCGAUAAACUGGCGAAAUUUUUUGCGACUUGGACGAAACACAAAUGCAAACAUUCGAUUUGCCGGCAAACGGGACGGAAGCAGCACCGCUAAUCGUCAUAAUGCAAUUCCAAUCGAGAUUCUGUUGGAAAAACUUGCACAUGACCAAAAGCCGGUGCACAGUUCGAACACAGACACCCAGGGUGAUCGAAAUCUGGUGAAUGAAGACGAACAACCGAUCGACGCAAUCGAUGCGAAUGCCGAUCAAUUCCAAGCGGCAUACAGCAAUGGCAACGAAAUUGAACAAAACUGAUGUAAAUUCACUUUUUAAACGAAUAUGUGAGGAAAUUAGUGCAUAUGAUUUUUAAUUUCAAUUACUUUCCUUCGAUUUGGAAUUGCGUUGCAAACAAUGCAUCCAAUUUGCCCAAUGUUAUUUAUGUUGUUUCCAUCAAUUCAUCAUCAGCGUUGAACAAAUUCCAGACUUUCGAAAGAAUUACUAUUAUUAAUUUUUUUUUUUGUCUUGUGAAGGAAAUAAUGUAUUUUGUCUAAAAAUGAAUACGACCAAAGUUGAAGCUUAAUUUAAGGAUACAAAGAAAAGAAGAAGAAGAAGAAAAAAAUGAAGAAAAAAACUAUGAAACCCCGAUAAAAACACCUCUUUUCGGAUAUACACAACAAUGCCGUCACGGCCACCACCGUGAGCUCACUGGAAUGCAAUUAUGGUUCAAUUUAUUCAGGAAGAUAUAAUUUUUUUUUACCUCUCACUGAAAGCAACCCAGAAUGGAAAACAGCAAUUGAGUGUCGUAAGAAUUAUUGAAUUUGGCUGGUUUCAAUAAUCCAUGCGAUUUUCAAGAACACAAAGUAUUUAUGACAGCAAAAACGAUGUGAUCUCCAUAUUGAAUUCGAUUGUACUAGUUUUGGUUUACCAAUUGACACGUCAAAAUAAAUAAAAAUUUAAAAUUAGAACCAAAAUGAUAUUGAAUUGUAAGCUGUUAUUUCAAACAUGUGAUUUUCAGUAAAUUUUGACUGAAGUCUCAUACAGAGAAUCAUUUAUACAUUCAACGCAAAGAAAAAACCAACAAGGCGAAAUCUAAACCAAAGAAAAAACCAACAAGGCGAAAUCUAAACCAAAGAAAAAAGUAAUUGUGAAAAACAACCAAAGUAAUUUAAACAUUAUUUUUUCGAGUACUUCAAUUUUUAUUAUUGACGAUAAAUAGUAAAUUCAUUGAUCAAUUUCAAAAUACCCAUUUCGAUGACACAUUCAAAUUAAAUAAAUCCAUUCCAAAGAUUUGCUCAACGACAUACAUUACAAUGAGUUUAUAACAUUCAUGGAGGAAUCAAAUAUGUAAUCAAAAAUCAACAAAAAAAGAUAUAUUGUACUUAUUAUAUAUAAAAUAUACAAUAAAUGAUCAA
Sitodiplosis mosellana (orange wheat blossom midge) is the source of this 2353-nucleotide messenger RNA. RefSeq names its product FMRFamide-related peptides (gene FMRFa). The record is from RefSeq and is a predicted model, not a curated record. The transcript has 2 exons. NCBI's taxonomy places the organism in Eukaryota, Metazoa, Arthropoda, Insecta, Diptera, Cecidomyiidae. Bases 450 to 1256 code for a protein of 268 amino acids.